AUGACUGUGCUAAAUCACUUUUAUGAUUUGUCUGACCUAAAGCUUAAUGUUAGCAAAACUGAACUUUAUUCUGUUGGUAUCUCUGCUAGAAAUCUGGAUAUUAUUAAAUCUGCUACUGGGUUCAAGCAUGGUUUUCUACCUGUUAGAUAUCUUGGAGUUCCACUUGUCACUAAGAAAUUAUCUGAAAAAGACUGUUUGCCUCUUAUUGACAACAUUAAGCAUAGGCAUCAUAAUUGGGCUGGAAAAUUCUUGAGCUAUGCUGGUAGACUCGAGCUUAUUAAAACUGUUUUAUACAGUGUUGUCAACUUCUGGAGUAGGCAAUUUAUCCUUCCCCAGAAAGUUGUUAAACGUCUUGAACAACUAUGCUCUAGGUUUCUUUGGAAAGGUUCUGAUAUAGCAGCUUCUGGUGCAAGGAUAAGUUGGGACAAAAUCUACUACCCCAAAUCUGAAGGUGGACUAGGGUUAAAAAAUAUUAGCUCUUGGAACAAAACUUGCAUGGUUCACCUUAUCCGGAAAUUACUUGCUGGUCAGGGAUCUCUUUGGAUAGCAUGGGUUCACUGUUAUGUCAUUAAAAGUAAAAGCUUCGCUGAAAUCAAUGAAUGUCCAUCAUAUAGUUGGUGUUUUAAGAAACUUAUCAGACUAAGGAGUGAAGCUUUGCCCAUUAUUAAUUAUGGUUUAACGAGGACAAGAAAUUUAUGGGAGGAACUGAGAGUUCACAAAACUAAGGUUCCUUGGCACAAAAUAGUUUGGUUCCCACUCCACAUACCUAAACUCAGUCCAACUCGGGAUAGGCUUACUAAAAUGGGGAUUGCUUCUGAUGAGUUAUGUGUUUUAUGUAAUGAAUUUCCAGAAAACAGGAACCAUCUGUUUGUGCACUGUACUUAUGCUACUUCACUGUGGAACACUAUUUUGCGUCUUACUUCUUUGAGUAACAAUCACAGUACUUGGGAAUCUAGGAUUACUUGGGCUAUUCUGGAAUGGAAGGGUAAAUCCCUUCUUAUCAUCAUUUUGAAAUUAGCAUGGACUGCUUUUAUCUAUUCAGUUUGGGAAGAAAGGAACAGAAGAAUUUUCAGAGGAGAGUCGAGAACGAUUGAUCAAGUUAUUAGGGUUAUUAAAGACUUUGUCCGAAUCAAACUUAGUGACAGGAAUCUUAAUAGAACUGAUGGAGUUAAUAUUAACCUUUGUAAUUACUGGGGUAUAGACUAA
This is a messenger RNA of Hibiscus syriacus, 1206 nucleotides long. RefSeq lists its product as uncharacterized. Bases 1 to 1206 code for a protein of 401 amino acids. The transcript has a single exon. Lineage: Eukaryota; Viridiplantae; Streptophyta; Magnoliopsida; Malvales; Malvaceae. The record is from RefSeq and is a predicted model, not a curated record.